Molecule: messenger RNA, 531 nt
Organism: Hipposideros armiger (great roundleaf bat)
Lineage: Eukaryota; Metazoa; Chordata; Mammalia; Chiroptera; Hipposideridae
Gene: COX8A
Product: cytochrome c oxidase subunit 8A
Exons: 2
Coding region: 90-299 (69 amino acids)
Biological process (GO): mitochondrial electron transport, cytochrome c to oxygen
Cellular component (GO): mitochondrion; respiratory chain complex IV
Source: RefSeq, a predicted model, not a curated record
GUCUCCGGAACUUCCGGCCGGCGCCGCCAUUUUGACUUCCCGACCUUGGGCUCCCGCUGGCCGCUGUCUGCAGUUUACUCAGUGCAGUCAUGUCUGUGCUCACACCGACGCUGCUGAGGGGCCUGACGGGCCCGGUCCGGCGUCUCCUGGUGCCGCGUGCCCAGGUCCAUUCCAAGCCGCCGCGGGAGCAGCUCGGAACCAUGGAGAUCGCCAUUGGGCUCACCUCCUGCUUCCUGUGUAUCCUUCUGCCGUCGGGCUGGGUCCUGUCUCACCUGGAGAGCUACAAGAAGCGGGAGUGAAGGGGGCUGUCCUCCCUCUCACCCUGUGACCGGACCACCCCCAGCCUAUCCUGACCAUGUCUGCUGCAUUCCUGGACAGCCUUCCCUGGAUCAUAUCCUUCGGUUACAGUGACCUCUUCUGCAAUCGCGACCUCUUGAUUUCUCCAUUGUGACAACCUGGGACCACAUAAACCGUUUAUAAAGCCCUGCUCAGUAGGGCCCCCUGGUAACAAUAAAAUCUAUGUAAACAUUG